Raphanus sativus (radish) is the source of this 1706-nucleotide messenger RNA. RefSeq lists its product as uncharacterized. Bases 156 to 1541 code for a protein of 461 amino acids. NCBI's taxonomy places the organism in Eukaryota, Viridiplantae, Streptophyta, Magnoliopsida, Brassicales, Brassicaceae. The record is from RefSeq and is a predicted model, not a curated record. The transcript has a single exon.
UUGCCAGGCUGUUUCUCUUUCUCCAUUUUUAUACCUUCUUCUCCUUCCCUUCUUCACUCAUUCAACCCAUUCCUCUCUCAAACCUUAGCUUCAUCUCUCUCUCUCGCCAAUCUCGAAUUCGAUCAAAUCAUUGUGAAUCCAAUCUCAAAAAUCAAAUGGAUCCGUGCUCUUUCGUACGGAUCAUAGUCGGUAACUUGACCGUUAGGUUUCCCUCGUCGUCGUCUUCUUCAUCGGAGCCGUCUGUUUCCGGAAUCAACCCUUCGACUCCUAACUGCCACUGCAAAAUCAAACUCAAGAACUUCCCUCGCCAGAUCGCCACCGUUCCGGCUACCUUCCGAACCGAAUCCGAAUCCGAGACUCGUUCCUCCGGUAACAUCUCAACCGUCGCCGCUUGCUUCAGUCUCAGCAAAGCUCAGAUCGAGGCGUCGCUCAAGAAGCCUAAGUGGAGCGUCCUCUCCAUCGAGACUUACUCGCGCCACGGCGAUAACUUCAGCGGCGCGUCGUGCGGACUCGCUUCGGCGGGGGAGAAGCUGCUCGGAAGAUUCGAGGUUUCUCUGGAUUUGAAAUCCGCGGAGACGAAGACGUGUUUGGCGCACAACGGAUGGAUUACUCUGAGGGGGUCUAAAAAGUUCAGAUCCGAUCCGGAGCUCCACGCGACCGUACGGGUCGAACCCGACCCGAGAUUCGUGUUUCGGUUCGACGGAGAGCCGGAGUGCAGCCCUCAGGUAUUCCAAGUGCAAGGGAACACGAAACAAGCCGUUUUCACUUGUAAAUUUGGCGCGAGGAAUUCUAACUCGUGCGAUCGGAAUCAGUUGUUAUGCAGCUCCUCGAUGCGAUCGGAGAAAGAGCAAGAGAGGAAAGGCUGGUCCGUAACGGUCCACGAUCUAUCCGGUUCUCCCGUGGCGAUGGCCUCUAUGGUCACGCCUUUCGUACCGUCUCCCGGUUCGAAUCGAGUGAACCGGACGAGUCCCGGCGCGUGGUUAAUUCUCAGACCCGACGGUUGCACGUGGAAGCCGUGGGGGAGAUUGGAGGCGUGGCGCGAAGCUGGUUACUCCUCCGACGCGCUCGGUUACCGUUUCGAGCUCUUCCAAGACGGAAUCGCAACCGCGGUUUCCGCGUCAUCGUCUAUCAGUUUGAAAAAUGGCGGGAGUUUUGUUAUUGAUGUUACUGGCGGGAACGCCACGGCGGCUUCUACGCCUGUGACGAGUCCUCAGGGAAGCUGGGAUCUUGGGUCUGGAUCCAGCGCCGGGUCGAGACCCGCGUCGAGGCCGGGAUCGGGAUCCGGGUCUGAUUUUGGGUAUCUGCUGCCGCAGCAUCCGGCGCAGAGCAGAGGGUUCGUGAUGUCGGCUUCAGUGGAAGGAGUGGGGAAACGGAGUAAACCCGAGGUGGAAGUGGGUGUGAUGCACGUGACGUGCACGGAGGAUGCAGCAGCGCACGUGGCGUUGGCUGCGGCGGUGGAUCUGAGUUUGGACGCUUGCAGGCUCUUCUCUCAGAAGCUAAGGAAAGAGCUGAGACAGCAAAGCCAGCUUGGUGUCGUUUGAUGUGUAUUGCUUUGUCGUUUUACCAAUUCAUGAGUUGUCUUCCACUCACAAAUUUUUUUCUUAAAAAUGUUUGAAUUUUAUUUUUGUAUGGUAGUAGCGUUAGGAAUUAGCCCAACUUUAUAUCUUCAUGUACAGCUAAUGAAUGACAGAAACUUCUUAUAUCUA